This is a messenger RNA of Sphaerodactylus townsendi, 3254 nucleotides long. RefSeq lists its product as uncharacterized. The transcript has 3 exons. NCBI's taxonomy places the organism in Eukaryota, Metazoa, Chordata, Lepidosauria, Squamata, Sphaerodactylidae. Bases 232 to 2157 code for a protein of 641 amino acids. The record is from RefSeq and is a predicted model, not a curated record.
AGAGGUUCUCUCUUUUCCCCCUUUUCUCUCCCCCGUCUUCCAGGCGAUUGGAGCGUCGAGGAGGGUCGGCAUUUUCCCGCCCCGAAAGUGGAGCCGGAGCUUUGCUGAAAACAGGGGGGCGGAGAGCGAGUUUUUUUUGCCCAGAGAUCCCUACCAGCCCGCGGGAGAAAGUGCAGAAGAGGAGGAAAACUUGGCUCAGAAAUACACACUGAACAUCAACAUCAGGGAAACAUGGAUGCUGGCGAGGGGCAUUCAACUCCCGGCUCUGCAAAGAAGAGAAAGUAUUACUGCUAUUUUAAGGACGACUGGUGCAAAGAAAACGCAUUCAAGAACUGGCUUCGGAAAAUCGACAUGAUGACGGCCGAAUGCAUUCUGUGCCAUCAAGGAUUCUCAAUAAAAUAUGAGGGACGCAGAGCGGUGACCAGCCACGCGGACAGCGUAAAACACAAAGAGUCGGAAAAACAGUACAAAGACAUGCCGCAAAUCCCAGCGCCGGUCCCGAUUGAGAAUGACUUCUACCAGGAAGACAUGGUGACUGCGGCAGAAUUAGGACAAGUUUAUCACAACAUCGUGCACCAGCUGACCUACGCAAGCCAAGCUUGUGCGUAUAAGACGCUCUCGAGGAUUUUACCUGAUUCUGUCGCCGCAACAAAAAUGUCUUGUGAGUGGACAAAACCUGGCAGCAUCACAGAGAGUGUUUUGGCACCCAAAUCACAAGAGCUGUUGCUGAAGGACUUGGAGGAAGUGCCGUUUUUUUCAGUGGGGUCGGAUGCCUACAACAAAGGCAGCAGGAAAUUUUUCCCCCUCAGCGUGCGUUACUUUUCGGUAACAGAGGGAAUUAAACAUGGCUUGCUUGAUUUUUACAGCGAACUGACGAGCGAUUCCAUUGCGUCGCGGAUCGCCACUAUUCUGCAGGAAAACGGUCUGAGCGUGCACCGGAUGGCGUCUUACAUGAUUGACAAUGCCUCCGUGGAUUUCGGGAAACACUGGUCCGUGUUCCAGGACCUCAAACAGCGUAAUGGUGGACUGAUACAAGUGGGAUGCAUGGGCCAUGUGAUCCACAAUUGCCUCAGAAAGGCAAUGAGGGCGUUGAGCUUCGACGUAGAGACUUUCAUCUUCAAAGUAUACAGCGAGUUUUCAUCCGCGACCAAAAAGAUAGAUUUUCUGAUGUCUUUUUAUGAGUUUGUGGAAACGGAAUACAAAGAUGUGCUUCAGCACGUAACGACGAGGUGGUUGUGCCUUCUCCCCGCCGUUGACCGCAUUCUAGAAAGCUGGACAGUGUUGAGGGCCUACUACUUGUCGCAGGGGGAAGACGACUGCCUCCGAAUCGUGUGGGAAGCAUUCAGCGUCGAAGAGACAGCAUGUCUCCCGCUUUGUUACGUGUACUUUGUGCACAAUCUGAUGAGAAUAUUUUCCGAGUCUGUGAAAAAACUGGAAUGUGACCAUGUCACUUGCACAGAACUGCACAGCGUCUUGGAAAGUCUCCAUUCCAAGCUCAAGCGAAGGAAAGAGGACAAAUUCUACGGGAAAUCGUCCCAAGUCAUUCUGAGCAACAUCCCUGUGUCCGAGAACAAAAAAUUUGCAGAGGAGGCAGAUAAGACAUUGUCCCGGUGCAUUGCCUACCUGGAGCAGUGGUAUUAUUUUGAGACGUCGAUUUUUGAGCAGAUGGCAGUGCUGUCGUUGAACACGGAGGUGAAAUGGUUUGAUUUGGUGACGCUGGUGACGGCUCUCUGUCUGGAUAUCGACAUCGACCAGUUGUACAAUGAAUACUGCGUUUUGCAGAAAUUCAGAGAAGAGAUCGUCUCUAAAGAGCAGAAGGUGGAUCAGCGGUGGGUGAAAGUGUUCAAGCAAAUCCCUGAGCGUGCCGACAGCCAGCUGCUGAAGCUGGUCUCCUUUGUGCUGUCCAUCCCUGUGUCCAACGCCUUCUGCGAGAAAAUCUACAGCCUCAUGGCACAGCUGUGGAGCAAGGACAGAAACGGACUGAACGACAGUGUGGUGAAAGCGGAGCUGCAGGUGCAGCUGAAUUUCAAUAUUUCCUGUGCAGACUUCCACGAGUUCCUACACAAGAACCCAGAGUUGCUUAGAGUAGCAAGGGGCCAGCAGACGUACAAAUGUAAAAAGGAGCCAGAGGAUGAAGACAUUCCACAGGUGCCGUAGCUUUAAGGUUUGCAUCCUGCCUUCUACAGAGGAAAAUUCAGUGUACGUACAAACCAGCACAUCCUGAGUGCACAUAUAUAACCCUCAAUAAGUGCUGCUGGAGGACUAAGAACUCCGAGGGGGGAAAAACCAUCCUGGAUCCCUUGUGAAUUGAACACCUUCAACAUAAUUAGUGAAAUCAGUGGCCAGUAAGAUAUGAGGAAGCUUACACAUACAUCAUCAAGAAUACUGGGCUGCUUUCUCCUCUCCUUCACCAUUGGCUGAGUUCCUGAUGACGUCAUGGAAUGUUCAAGAUAUUCUGGUUGCUCCUUGGAGGGCAAGUAGCUUGAGGGAACAGAUGAAUUAGGAUGAACUUAUUAAACUGUUACAUGCUUAAUUUUUUCCCCCUCCAGAAGUGGGUCUAAGUCUGCAAUGGGAAUAGUUUUUAAUGACCUAAACUACGUUCUUUGCUGUGAGCUGCCAUAUACAUGGCAGUCUUCCAUUAAUCUACUCCAGUCUUUUCUGGACUGUUGAGUUGGUUGGUUGACCCAUCACAACAGUGCCAGUUGACUUCUUUUGAGUGACCGUGAUCCAUGAAACCAGUAGUGCCCAAGGGCAGGUGCCAGCUGACCUUUCUUUUAUUUCAUUCUCGUGUCCUUUGACAAUAAAGGAAGAAGGGCUCUUGCCCCACAGCUUUGCCACAGUCAUGGGCAGACUCAGCAGCAAACGCUCCUCCUACUGGCCACGUGCUGUAAUUGCAGUGAUCUCUAAAGUUGGGAGGGCGGGGUGAGAAUCGGCCUGUCAGAAUUUGCUUUUGUUUUCUCUUAUUUUUGGAAGUUGCUGUUACUUAGCUUUAUUUCUCUUCUAAUUUUUUUUUAAAUCGAAACUGCAGGCUGACCCUGUGCUCCCCUAUAAAAAGCAAAGGGAUGGAGAGCUCACUUCUAUAUAGACCUUACCUGAUAUUGUUUAAAAGUUAAGAGUAAUUCAUUAUAGGGUUUUUAAAAAAAUGUUUCAUAGGGGAAGUUGACCAGUUUGUUUUGUAAUUAGCAGAAGUACCAAACCUGUUGAUCAAAGUAUCUCUUGUUGCUGUUUUAAUAAAGCUUAUGUUUAGAAAAAAA